AUGGGAGGUAGACUAAAGGGUUGGAAGAGUGAAUCGAUGUCCCCUCCUGGGAGAGGGGUGAUGGCAAACACAAUGCUGGAAUCCCUACUUGUUUACACUAUGCCAACCUUUAUUUUACCUAAAACUAUCACCAAAAGAGUCACUAACACCAUAAGAGAUUUCUGGUGGGAGAAGCUAGGUCCUAAAAAAGGGAUGUACAUAAAAGGCUGGAGAGGUCUAUGUAAGAGCAAGGAAAAAUGGGGAAAUGGUCUUAAAAAGUUGGAUCUUAUAAACAUUUCUCUCAUUGCCAAAAAUGGCUGGAGACUGUUUCAUCAACCUAAUAAUGUCUUUACUAAAACUAUGAGAGGGAAAUACUUUCCUAACUCGAACCCCUUCCAUGACACUUGUAAUGAUGGCUCUUCUUGGGCUUGGAAAAGUGUCUAUAAAUGUCUGAUGAUUCUGAAAGACUUUAGUAUCUGGCAGAUUGGCAAUGGCCCUAUCUGGAAAGAAUGGAUUCCCGGUGAGGAAGGAAAUCCUAUAAAAUUAGAAUAUAUGGAAGAAGUUACAAAUCUCAAAAUGGUUUCAUGA
This is a messenger RNA of Papaver somniferum (opium poppy), 567 nucleotides long. RefSeq lists its product as uncharacterized. The transcript has a single exon. The coding region runs from base 1 to 567 and encodes 188 amino acids. Lineage: Eukaryota; Viridiplantae; Streptophyta; Magnoliopsida; Ranunculales; Papaveraceae. The record is from RefSeq and is a predicted model, not a curated record.